UGCACUUGCUCCCAUUUCUUCUUCGUCCUCUCGUCUUGCGCUGGCUCUCCUGCCUCGAGCAGUAGUCGUGACCGUCUCGCAGAACCUCUCCUGCUUCAUUAGACUCUUAAACCUCGCAAUUCCAAAGAAGGUCCGAGCUUCGCUAGCUAUCGCGCUAGAGUCGCGAAUGGACUCUUGCUUGGUCAUGGACAGCUGGACAGUAGCGCAUGCCGCCUUCUCGUGCGAUUCGCUGGCGAAUUCGACCAGCGAAGGCCAUGUUGAAAGGCCCUACCAGGACGGCAAGCUAGAAGCACCCCUUGUAGUUUCAGGUAGAGGCGAGAGCGAGUUAGGUUAGCACGCAAGUGCCAACCGUUUCUCCGUCGCGUUUGUUCUUGCAGGUCUCGUCACGGCAUCGUGGUACGCGCCGUCCCCCGCGUCCACCUCGCCGUCCCAAACCCCGCCGUUUAAGAUCGCCCUUGUCGCCUCGUCGGACGACUCCGUUUCGUCGCUCGAUUCGUCGCUCUCCGCCUCCGGAAACUCCGCCGCCGCUGUCGCGAGAUCCGCGAAACCGCCGCCUGCUAUAGCUAACGCGCCUGCCGCCCCGCUUGCGGGUCCGCGUCCGCUGGUUCUGAACGCGUACGAUGGCGUGCUCGACCGCGAUCAAUUCGAAAGACUUGGCGAGUUGGGGCGCGGCGGGUUCGGCACGGUGGAGCGGAUGCGGCGAGUGGAGAGCGGCGAGGAGGUGGCGGUGAAGAAAGUGGCGCGCGCGCAGCUGGCGGCCGCGGCGAACGAGGCGAUGAUGGCGGCGUGGGUGAGCGCGUGCCCGAGCGUGGUGGGCGUGCGUGAGGUGCACCUGAGCGAGCAGCACGGGUACCUGCUCUCCGACGUGUGCUCUGGCGGCGACCUCCGAGGGCUCCUGGAGCGACGCAAGGCCGCAGCCAGCAACGCCACGGGGAGGAGGUGGUGGGGGAAGGGCAGCGGGGAAGGGGGGAGAGGCGGGGGACUGGCGGAGAGGGAGGCGCUGGAGGUGCUGAAGCAUGUGGGCGAAGCAGUGGCGUUCUGUCACGAGCGGGGCGUGGUGCAUCGCGACAUCAAGCCCGAUAACAUCCUCCUCGCCAGAGACCUCUUCUCGCCCACGCCGUCUGCUGCCGCCGCCGUUGCCGCUGCUCCUGCUGCUGCUGCCCGCACCUCUCCCGCUGCCCGAUCUGCGCCUCUCUCCUCCCCGCCUGCCUCCGCGCGCCUGGAAGCGGGGGCGGUGCGGCUGGCGGACUUUGGGUUGGCGCAGCUGGUGGCGGACGGGCAGCGCGGGUGCACCGCUCCUGCAGGCACGCCCGGGUACCUCGCGCCUGAGGUCCUCGCCCUCUGCCGCCCGCCCUCCGCUGGCGCCGGGGAAGCGGCGAAGCAAGGGAAAGAGGCGGCAAGGAAAGGGAAAACAACGAACACAGAAGCGGCAGGGUAUGGGUAUGCGGCGGACGUGUGGUCGUUGGGCGUGAUGCUGUACGAGAUGAUUGCGGGCGAGCGGCCGUACUCGGGUGAUGCGCCUCAGGAUGGGUCGUGGUGGGUGCGCGUGGAGGGAGCGGCGUGGGAGGGCGUGUCGGAGGAGUGCAGGGCGCUGGUGAGCGGCAUGCUGCGAGUGUGCGCGGCGGAGAGGCUCACCAUGGCGCAGUGGAUGGGCGUGGCGGAUGGGAGUGGGGAGCAGCAGAGGGACAGGCAGCAGGCAUGGCCUGGGGGCAUGGGGAGGUGGGGAGAGUGGGAUGGUACGGUGGAGCAACACUUUUUGCACCCUGCCUGUCAGGGUGUUUGGGAAUGCUGGUUUGCUCUGGUGGAUGGAGUGGCACUGCUACACGCGGCCUUGCUGCCUUGCUUCCUUGCUGACUUUCUGCUUAUCCGCUCGCCUCCCAUUUGCUCGGGUCCUUCAAGGAUUGAAGGAUUGAGGCUGGUAGUGUGGCUGCAGGGGCUGAUACUCGCAUAGAUUAGCUCUUCCAGUAGGCUCAUUUGUUUAGCUAAUCUAUAUAUUGUAACGUGUCGUUCUAUAAAAUGUGUGUUGUGGCUUGUUCCUGAAAGCUGCCAUGUGGCAGCACCCAUCCCUUCCCUCCGCUGUGCCCCUUCUUCUCUCCUCUCCCUUCCUCUUCACCCAUUUCCCAUUUCCGCCCCUCCCUCUUUGUCACUCCCCGCGUGCCCCUCGUGCCACACUUGGCAUUUAUGAUGCAUGCAUGGCAUUGCCAACCGUGCCAGUACGCAUUUCCCCCUUUCCACGUCCACGCACUCACUCUCAACCCGCCACGUCUUCCAGACAUGGCUUCCUUAGCCCCUCGCCACAUUCCCUUGCUUGCUUCCCUGUCCAGGAAAACUGUUUCCGUUCCUCCCUUACCCUUUUCCUUUCUGUUUUUUCUGUUCCCAUGCCCCCUUGUCUGGCCUUUCGCCAAGUCUUCCCACCUAGUCUGUUCCCCUUCCCCUGGACCUCUCCCCUCUUCCCUUUGAUCUCCUAUGUUUCGUCCUCCCCUCGACAUGCUAAACCAAUCCCUAGUCAGCCCCUCCCUUUCCUGAAAUUUCCCCUUUUUCUUGGUCGGUUCCGUUCCUCUGCUCAUUUCUUCUUCCCCUCUCCAAUUUGACCCUUCUCCUGAAUUUUCCCAUCCCCCCAGCCCCAGCGCAUAGGCUGAAGUGCGCAGAUCGCCUUCACUGCGGGUGCAUGGAGGCCUGGGGUGGAGCGCCCGUCCAGGUGGCAGCUCUGCUGCUUGUAUUGUAAGUACAACUGUCAUUCCGAAGAUGCCACGUCAGCAUGCCAUUGUUAGAUUGUCAUAUUUCAUUCUGAGAGCCCUGCCGGUUUUUCGUUCAGUGGGUUAUUCCUGGAUGGCACCUCUGCUCUUGCAUGCAUGCUUGAUGAGGUGGUCACACGCGUGAGUCAUGGGCAUGGGCAUGCAUCAAGCCAUGGGCAUGCAUCAAGUCAUGGGCAUGCAUCAAGUCAUGGGCACGCAUCAAGUCAUUGGCAUGCAUCAAGCCAUGGGCAUGCAUGAUGCUGCAAUGAAGGGGGAGUUGGCAGUACUGAAGCAGGUGCUGGCUGAAACCAGUGCCCGCGGACUGAAAGUGGACAAGGGAAUGUCUGUUCCUUAACCAGAGGGGAAUGAGCUAAUGGAUACAGUGAAGGGGCUGGCAGCAGCGGAGGCAGGAUUUGCUGAGUACCAAAAGCUGGUGCUGGAGGUGGAGGGAAAGUGCAGCAGCAGAUGAGGAGAUGGCAGGGCCAAGCAUGGCGCAGGGAGGAGAGCUUCCUUGCCUUAGUCAAAUUAAGCAAUUGUGAGUGUAGAGCAGGGCAUCAGAUUGGUUUUGAGGUACCCUGAUUGCUCAGGGUGCCUAUUUUUCACGAGUAAAUUACUCUGAUUCUCUGAUUUUCAGAGUUAAUUUUGUGUACCACCCUUAUGUCAACUUAUACAUAUCAUGCAUGUAGAAGUUAUAGGCUAGUAUCGGUGUGUGCUCUUAGUGAGUACAACCCAACUGCUAUAUGUUCCCUGUUUCCCCUCUAGUAA
Messenger RNA from Closterium sp. NIES-67, 3500 nucleotides. The record is from the annotation of a GenBank genome assembly. NCBI's taxonomy places the organism in Eukaryota, Viridiplantae, Streptophyta, Zygnematophyceae, Desmidiales, Closteriaceae.